Molecule: messenger RNA, 1348 nt
Organism: Grammomys surdaster
Lineage: Eukaryota; Metazoa; Chordata; Mammalia; Rodentia; Muridae
Product: microfibrillar-associated protein 1A-like
Biological process (GO): mRNA splicing, via spliceosome
Cellular component (GO): U2-type spliceosomal complex
Molecular function (GO): RNA binding
Source: RefSeq, a predicted model, not a curated record
AGUCCAUUUUGGAGAGUCUCCACAGCAGCCGUCACCAUGUCGGUCCCAAGCGCACUCAUGAAGCAGCCGCCCAUUCAGUCUACGGCUGGGGCCGUCCCAGUUCACAACGAGAAAGGUGAGAUUUCAAUGGAAAAGGUGAAGGUAAAACGUUAUGUGUCCGGAAAGAGACCAGAUUAUGCCCCUAUGGAGUCCUCAGAUGAAGAGGAUGAAGAAUUUCAGUUCAUUAAGAAAGCUAAGGAACAAGAAGCAGAGCCUGAGGAACAGGAGGAGGAUUCAUCCAGUGACCCCCGACUUCGGCGUUUACAGAACCGCAUUAGUGAAGAUGUGGAAGAGAGAUUGUCUCGACACAGAAAAAUCGUGAAACCUGAAGUAGUGGGAGAGAGUGACUCAGAAGUAGAAGGAGAUGCUUGGCGAGUGGAGCGGGAAGACAGCAGCGAGGAAGAGGAGGAAGAAAUUGAGCGGCGCCGUGGCGUGAUGCGUCAGCGAGCAUAGGAGAGAAAAAAUGAAGAGAUGGAAGUCAUGGAGGUGGAAGAUGAAGGACGCUCUGGGGAAGAGUCUGAGUCAGAGUCUGAAUAUGAGGAGUACACAGACAGUGAAGAUGAAAUGGAGCCUCGACUUAAGCCUGUCUUCAUUCGAAAGAAGGAUCGGGUGACAGUUCAAGAGAGAGAAGCUGAAGCAUUGAAACAGAAGGAACUGGAACAGGAAGCAACACACACAAAGUACACACUCAAGAUUGUAGAAGAAGAGACCAAGAAAGAGCUGGAGGAGAACAAGCGCUCCCUUGCCUCCCUGGAUGCGCUCAAUACUGAUGAUGAAAAUGAUGAGGAGGAGUACGAGGCCUGGAAAGUCCGUGAGCUCAAGAGGAUCAAGCGGGAGAGAGAAGACCGAGAAGCGCUUGAAAAGGAGAAAGCAGAAAUUGAACGCAUGAGAAACCUGACUGAGGAAGAAAGGCUGGCUGAACUUCAGGCAAAUGGCAAAGUCAUUACCAACAAAGGUGUUAAAGGCAAAUACAAGUUUCUACAAAAGUAUUAUCACCGAGGUGCCUUCUUCAUGGAUGAGGAUGAAGAAGUCUACAAGAGAGAUUUCAGUGCACCUACUCUUGAGGACCAUUUCAACAAAACCAUUCUUCCCAAAGUCAUGCAGGUCAAGAAUUUUGGACGGUCUGGUCGCACCAAGUACACCCACCUUGUGGAUCAAGAUACCACCUCCUUUGACUCUGCGUGGGGCCAAGAGAGUGCCCAGAACACAAAAUUCUUUAACCAAAAGGCAGCAGGGGUGCGAGAUGUAUUUGAGCGACCAUCUGCCAAGAAGAGGAAAACCACCUAGGCUUCAGCUACGUAUUCCAACU